Molecule: messenger RNA, 2763 nt
Organism: Trypanosoma brucei brucei TREU927
Lineage: Eukaryota; Euglenozoa; Kinetoplastea; Trypanosomatida; Trypanosomatidae
Product: P-type H+-ATPase, putative
Exons: 1
Coding region: 1-2763 (920 amino acids)
Biological process (GO): proton export across plasma membrane; regulation of intracellular pH
Cellular component (GO): plasma membrane
Molecular function (GO): ATP hydrolysis activity; ATP binding; P-type proton-exporting transporter activity
Source: RefSeq, a predicted model, not a curated record
AUGGGGGAUACUGGACCAAAGGGUGUUCCGGGAACCAACGACGCCGGUGAAGUGCACAAGCCACAGAAACCGCAACGCCGCCAAUCUGUGCUAUCAAAGGCUAUCAGUGAGCACCGUGAGGGUGAUGAUGGCAGUGUACCGCUGCUUCCGCCCUCGAAGGGAUUGACAUCCGCGGAAGCAGAGGAGUUGUUGCUUAAAUACGGUCGUAACGAGCUGCCGGAAAAGAAAACACCCAGUUGGCUGAUAUUUUUGCGGAAUCUAUGGGGCCCUAUGCCGAUUGUUUUGUGGAUUGUCAUAAUAAUCCAGUUUGCGUUACAGCACUUUGCUGAUGGUGCCGUCCUGCUCGGCAUUCAGCUCGCUAACGCUCUCAUUGGGUGGUAUGAGACGAUAAAAGCUGGUGAUGCGGUCGCUGCACUGAAGAACUCUUUGAAACCUAUUGCGACCGCUUACCGUGACGGUACCUGGCAGCAGAUAGACGCCGCAUUACUGGUUCCCGGUGACCUUGUGAAGCUUGGGUCUGGUUCCGCCGUUCCCGCUGACUGCACGAUUAACGAAGGUGUGAUUGACGUUGACGAAGCAGCACUGACCGGUGAGUCACUUCCUGUGACGAUGGGAACGGAACACAUGCCGAAGAUGGGGUCGAAUGUCGUACGUGGUGAAGUUGAGGCGACGGUGCAAUACACAGGUCAGAGCACCUUUUUUGGCAAGACGGCAACGCUACUUCAGUCUGUGGAGGCUGACAUUGGCAGUAUCCGUAUAAUUCUCAUGCGCGUGAUGGUCAUCUUGUCGAGUUUCUCGUUCGUACUUUGCUUGGCUUGCUUCAUCUAUCUGAUGGUAAAUUUCAAGCAAAAGUUCCGUGAUGCCUUGCAGUUCGCUGUUGUAGUGCUUGUGGUAUCCAUUCCUAUUGCUUUGGAGAUUGUUGUGACGACCACUCUCGCUGUGGGUUCAAAGAAGCUGUCGAAGCACAAAAUCAUUGUGACGAGACUGACAGCCAUUGAGACAAUGUCUGGUGUGAACAUGCUUUGCUCUGACAAAACCGGUACUCUGACGUUGAACAAGAUGGAGAUUCAGGAACAGUGCUUCACAUUUGAGAAGGGUCACGAUCUGCGUUCACUGCUUGUACUUUCCGCGCUUGCAGCAAAGUGGCGUGAGCCUCCCCGUGAUGCACUGGACACGAUGGUACUUGGUGCUGCAGAUCUGGACGAGUGCGACAACUACGAGCAGCUUGAGUUCGUGCCAUUUGAUCCAACGACGAAACGAACGGCCGCUACAUUGGUUGAUAAGCGAAGUGGUGAGAAGUUCAGUGUGACGAAAGGCGCACCACACGUGAUACUACAAAUGGUGUACAAUCAAGAUGAGAUCAAUGACUCUGUGGUCGAUAUCAUUGACAAAUUGGCGUCGCGCGGUAUCCGAUGCCUCUCUGUGGCGAAAACAGACUCCGCGGGUCGUUGGCAUCUCUGUGGAAUCCUGACGUUCCUCGAUCCCCCGCGCCCGGACACGAAGGAGACAAUUCGCCGUAGUAGGCAGUAUGGCGUGGAUGUAAAGAUGAUCACUGGUGACCAUGUGCUCAUUGCGAAGGAAAUGUGCCGCAUGCUGGACCUUGAUCCGAACAUCCUAACCGUUGAGAAGCUUCCCAAGGUGGAUGUCAAUAAUAUGCCCAGCGACCUUGGCGAGAAGUACGGUGACAUGAUGCUGAGUGUCGGCGGGUUCGCACAGGUCUUCCCCGAGCACAAGUUUUUGAUCGUUGAGGCGCUUCGGCAGCGCGGGUACACGUGCGCGAUGACUGGUGAUGGUGUGAACGACGCGCCUGCCCUGAAACGUGCGGACGUCGGUAUUGCUGUACACGGCGCGACAGACGCCGCUCGUGCCGCGGCAGACAUGGUGCUGACAGACCCUGGUUUGAGUGUUGUUGUUGAUGCGAUGUUUGUAUCGCGCCAGGUGUUCCAACGUAUGUUGUCUUUUCUAACAUACCGUAUUUCCGCCACGCUGCAGUUGGUGUGCUUCUUUUUUAUCGCCUGCUUCUCGUUGACACCUCACGACUAUGGAAUUGAGGACCCCAAAUUCCAGGUUUUCUACCUCCCAGUGAUGAUGUUCAUGCUGAUCACGCUCCUGAACGACGGGUGCCUGAUGACCAUUGGAUAUGACCGUGUGGUGCCCUCGAAGCUUCCGCAGCGUUGGAACAUUCCUGUUGUGUUCACAAGCGCUAUAAUUAUGUCUGUUGUUGCCUGUGCCUCGUCUCUACUACUGCUGUGGAUGGCUCUUGAUGCUUAUGAUGAGAAAAGGUACCCCAACUCUUGGUUUGGCAAACUCAACAUUCCUUCCUUGAAGGAGGGCAAAAUAGUUACUCUCCUGUACCUCAAGAUAUCGAUUUCUGACUUCUUGACUCUAUUCUCCUCACGUACUGGUGGAAGGUUCUUUUUCUCGAUGGCUCCGGGCACUAUACUGCUGGUCGGUGCGGUGAUCUCACUGGUAAUCUCGACGAUCGCCGCCUCGGUUUGGAAGAAAUCAAGUUCUGAUGGUGUGCCGACGGAGGGUCUUGCGGUUGGAGGAGAUACCGCAGCGAAGCUGUUGCCGCUUUGGGUUUGGAUAUAUUGCAUUUUGUGGUGGAUCGUCCAAGAUGUCGUGAAGGUUCUUGCUCACAUGCUAAUGGAGGCCUUCGACAUAUUUGGCUGUGUGUCGCGUUCUGGGAGAGGGGCCGAUGUUGAGUGUGGCAGCGUGUGUAAAGAUGGUGAGGGUGGUGCACCUAAAGAACCUACGCUAUAA